AUGUCACGAAAAAAAAUCAAUGAUGGUCUGGAGGGACGUAUUUUAGCUGUACUGCAACUAAAAUACUCUCAGCCACAAAUAGUUAAGAUUUUGAAAAAAGAUGGAAUCAAUGUAUCUCAACAAACUGUAUCUAACAUUAAACGAAAUAUUGGUCUUCAACGUAAUUCAGUUGAAAAAAUUAAAUUUUCUCAACAGCGACCAGUGGCUACGCCAUCGACCGUAUCAAAAGUAAUUCAAGCAAUUGACGUUAAUGAUCCUCCUACUCAACGUUCUAUUGCCAAAUCUUGUUACGCCAUUCAUAAACUAACACCAUCGAACGCUGAAAAACGUCGUCGACGUGCACCUCGACUUUAUCGACAAUUAGCUAAUAAUCGUUACAAAAAGUUCAUAACUACCGAUGAAUCUUGGUUCUAUCUCGAUGGUACUGAAGGAAAAAGAAAAGUUUGUUACAUAAAAAAGUCUGAUCCGGAUUAUGAAAAAAUGAUACUUCAACAAGAUUCGUCUCGUCCACAAGGAUUUCUGGUAUGGGCUGGCAUCUCAUCUUAUGCUAAGACCUCUCUUCGUUUUGUUAAACCUGGUGUCAAAAUUAAUUCAGAUUACUACAUUAACAAUAUUUUGAAACCAUUUUUAUCACGGGACGUUCCUCGUUUGUUUUGA
This is a messenger RNA of Rotaria socialis, 657 nucleotides long. The record is from the annotation of a GenBank genome assembly. Lineage: Eukaryota; Metazoa; Rotifera; Eurotatoria; Philodinida; Philodinidae.